AGUACACAUGUUCUUGUGGAUACUGCUGAUGUCCUCAGCUGUCAUGAUCUAAAAAAUAUUCAGAAGUAUCAGAUCCCUGUUUUAUGUGCAGAUUUCAUUUGGAAAUCAGUUGAAAAGGGGAAGCUUUUACAGAUUGAUGCAUAUAAGGUUAAUAAAUCACAAGACAACACUUCUGACCAAAGGCCAGACAGACAGGAUGUGGAAGACCUGUCAUCUGCUGAAAAUAAAAAUGCCACAAAGGAAAAUGAAAACAACAAUUCCAACCUUACUGUUACUGCAGACAGUGAGAGAAGAAUUCAGUCCAAAGUGGGAACUCUUAGAUUUUACAGUGAAAAUGAUCAAGAUACUCCUUUUUUCCCCCAAGAUUUUGAAGUCGCAAAAUACAGCAUCCUUGAAAAAGUUAACUCUAAGGAAAGCAAAGAUUUUGUAGUUAUUGAAUUACAGUGUUCCCAAGAGCAUUAUGAGUUUCCAUUUCGACUAUACGCAUGCUUCAGUGCAUCAAAUGGAACAAAGAAUAAUAAACAAUUGGUAACUAAAACUGCUGAAGAAAUAAGAGAGAAGUACGAGACUUUUAUUGCAGACUUGAAGAGCCAGGAUUUCCUGCUCAGAGAAACUUUUCCACCUGAAGCAGAAUGUUUAGCUUCUACAAAAUUGCAAAAGUUACUUCUAGAAGAAGCCAUCCAUUCAAGUACUAUAUGUCAGGAAGUUAGUGAUUUUGUGGAAUUGAUCUGGGCAGAAGCUAUUGGCCACCUGGAUAGUUUAUUACUUGAAUCAGUAAACAGCAUAAGCCUAAAUGAUGUGAGCAAAGCAGAAGGUAUUUUACUCCAAGUAAAGAAUGCACUGGAUGAGGGAGCUGACGACAUGACACUACAAGCGAUGAUAAUGGAAUUCUAUCAAGUUAUACGUCACAGAACUGAAGUAGACUAUAAAGUUUCCAAAAAGCUAUUAUCUAGAAAACAGGACCUGUGUCAGCUAAUCAGAGACAUGCUUAAUAUACAUGAAACAAAUAUGUCAUGCCCAAACCCAUCAUCUUUGGCCAAAUACCGGGCACUGAGGUGCAAGAUUGAAGCUGUUGAUUCAACGAGUUAUGAAUUUCUCAAUGUUGAACAACAAGUGUUAAAACACAACUACAAUGACUGUCCAGUGAAAAUUUUACAAGUGUAUAGGGUUGGCAGAAUAACUGAAACAGCAGAAUUUCUGAGCAGUCUUGGAAACAUUCGAUCCUUAUUCCAUGCAUCAUCUGUGCGCAACUUCAUGGGAAUUAUUUCCAGGGGACUCCUAAUGCCAAAAGUGGUUGUUGAAGAUCAUGGCCUGGAAAGAACUGACAUUGGGAAUCUGGGCAGUGGCAUUUACUUCAGUGAUUCUGUUAGCGCCAGUGUUAAGUAUUCCUCACCCAGCGAAAUGGAUGGAACCCGGCUCCUGGCAGUUUGUGACGUGGCUCUUGGAUCCUGCUUAGAUUUGUAUGAACGAGAUUAUUCAUUAAAUAAUCCACCGUCAGGUUAUGACAGUGUGCAUGGAGUCCGUAAAACAGCAGAUGUCUCUUCAGACUUUGAGGAUGAUGAAUUCAUUGUGUAUAAAACCUGCCAGGUUAAAAUUAGAUAUGUUGUUAAGUUUUGCCUUGAUGAAGAUCAAAUAAAACCAUUUCAGCCUGCAGCUGGAGUGGAACUGGAGCAAGAUAACAAUGAGCCAGAGUCGCAAUGUCAUUUACAGCAUGAGAGCUAUGCACUACCAAAUGCAAAUCUUUCGAAUCCUUUAAAAACUGGUCUUCAGGACAGAUUGGGAAAUCCUGUCCCUCUGGAAGGUGUUUAUAUCAAGGCAAGGAUAAUAGACUUUGUAGCACAGGUAGUAAUGUUUCAGACCUACACCAAUCAAAACAGUAAACCAAUUGAAGCUAAAUAUGUCUUUCCUUUGGAUGAUAAAGCUGCUGUUUGUGGAUUUGAAGCUUUUAUCAAUGGAAAACACGUCAUUGGAGAGGUAAAAGAAAAGAAACAAGCACAUAGGGAGUAUCGGAAAGCUAUCAGCCAGGGUGAUGGAGCUUAUCUGAUGGACCAGGAUGCACCGGAUGUUUUUGUAAUAAGCGUUGGAAACUUAUCUCCAAAUUCUACAGUUGUGAUCAAAAUCACCUAUAUCACUGAACUGAGUUUUCAGCAUGGUUGUAUCACCUUUCAUAUGCCUGCUUCUGUGUCACCAUGGCAACAGGACAAAGCAUUAAAUGAAAACACGCAGGAUACAAUAAAAAAGGUUUGUGUUAGACAAGUAAAACCACAGAAAAA
This is a messenger RNA of Phaethon lepturus (White-tailed tropicbird), 2273 nucleotides long. Its product is annotated as poly [ADP-ribose] polymerase 4-like. The annotation marks the transcript as partial. The transcript is spliced from 17 exons. Gene Ontology annotation, molecular function: NAD+ poly-ADP-ribosyltransferase activity. Lineage: Eukaryota; Metazoa; Chordata; Aves; Phaethontiformes; Phaethontidae. The record is from RefSeq and is a predicted model, not a curated record.